Molecule: messenger RNA, 834 nt
Organism: Durusdinium trenchii
Lineage: Eukaryota; Dinophyceae; Suessiales; Symbiodiniaceae
Source: the annotation of a GenBank genome assembly
AUGUUGGUACUCAGCUCAGACAGUGACUGCGAAGUCUUGGAGAAGCCGCUGCCCAGAAGGAGGCUGCCCAGUGAAGCGGCGAUUUUGGAGCACAUCUAUCGUCCAAGCUCAACGCCAACACUUGAGCUGCGUCGCAUCACCCCCAAAGAGGUGAAAGUGCCCGAGGCCUUCGUCCCGGAGCGUCCGCAAACGGCGCCCGAGACCCUCGAGGCAGUGCCCAAGGCACCUAAGGCACCCAAGGCCAAAAAGCCGACGCCCAAAGGCAGCAGCGGACUGCAGGCUCUUUUUCGCCAGCGCCGCGAGGAGCAAGAGAAGGUGCCGCAAACACUGCAGGAUGGACCAAGUGGUGCUUCAUGCGAAGCUGCCAACGCGCGGCCGCCAGACACUAAGUCGGUCACCCUGCUAGAAGAGGUCGGAGUGCUGCCGUCUUUGGCCCAACGUGUAGCAGCGGCUGCAGAUCGUUUGGCCAAAGUCACUGGGAAGCCGACGGUGCAGCGGCUGCGCAGUCUGGUCUUCAAUUUACGGAAAAACCCUGACCUUUUGCAACAGGUGAAUGCUGAGACCAUCACGGUGACUGAGCUGCUCUACAUGUCUUCCGAGGAACUUGCAGGUUCCGAGUUGCGAAAACGCCGGAGGCUGCUGGAGCAGGAGGCCUUGAAGGAUAUUGUACUGCAGGACCACAGCACCUUCCUUGUCCAGUGCCGCAGUUGUGGCUCUGAUGCCCAAGGCGUCAUGGCAAGAAGCGCGUCUGCCUUGGAGGAUGAAGGUUGGAGCCAGAUGUCGAUCCGCGGUCAUUGUCAGAAGUGUGGACACGUCUGGCUGGACCGUGGAUGA